CGGACUGCACCCCGGCAGCGAGGCAACUUUCAUCCCGAGGACUGGGGCGGGGGUGCAAAGUUGGCCCUCAUCUGUGCUCCUGUGGCCGACGAAAGCAUCGUGAUUUCAUUUGAUUUUAUUAAAUAUUUUUUUUGUUUGUAUUCGGCGACAUUGGUAAGCAGGCGACACGGCGGCUUGGGUUGAUUUGUUUUCUUUCCUUUGCUAUCCGAUGGAUAUUCACUGCAAGGCGGACCCCUUCGCCGCCAUGCACCGGCACGGGGGUGUGAACCAGCUCGGCGGGGUGUUCGUCAACGGAAGACCCCUCCCGGACGUGGUGCGCCAGCGCAUCGUGGAGCUGGCCCACCAGGGGGUUCGACCGUGCGACAUCUCCCGGCAGCUGCGCGUCAGCCACGGCUGCGUCAGCAAGAUCCUCGGCAGGUACUACGAGACGGGCAGCAUCAAACCGGGCGUGAUCGGAGGCUCCAAGCCCAAAGUGGCCACGCCGAAGGUGGUGGACAAGAUCGCGGACUACAAGAGGCAGAACCCCACCAUGUUCGCGUGGGAGAUCCGCGACAGGCUGCUGGCGGAGGGCAUCUGCGACAACGACACCGUGCCCAGCGUCUCGUCCAUUAACCGGAUCAUCCGAACAAAAGUGCAGCAGCCCUUCCAUCCGUCGCCCGACGGGACGUCCCUGUCGACGGCAGGCCAUACCAUCGUGCCAAACACAGCGUCUCCACCAGUAACCAGCGCCUCCAACGACCCCGCGGGGUCCUACUCCAUUAACGGCAUUCUGGGUAUUCCGCGAUCCAACGGUGAAAAGAGGAAAAGAGAUGAAGAUGGCUCAGAUGGUUCUGGCCCAAACAGUGAUUCUCAGGGUAGUGUGGAGAGUUUACGGAAACACCUGAGGGCCGACGCCUUCACCCAGCAGCAGCUGGAAGCGCUGGACCGCGUCUUUGAACGCCCCCCGUACCCGGACGUCUUCCCUACGUCGGAGCACGUCAAACCGGAACAGGCUAAUGAGUACGCGCUGCCCGGCCUCAAUUCCAGCCUGGACGAAGUCAAGCCCAGUUUGUCGGCCAACGCCAACCCGGAGCUGGGCCCCAGCGUGUCGCAAAGCUUCCCCGUAGGUCGCGACAUGGCCAACACAACGUUACCCGGGUACCCCCCUCACGUUCCACCCACAGGCCAGGGCAGUUACCCGACUUCCACGCUGGCUGGAAUGGUUCCUGGGAGUGAGUUUUCGGGGAACCCCUACAGUCAUCCGCAGUACACCACCUACAACGAAGCUUGGCGAUUCAGCAAUCCGGCGUUACUAAUGCCGCGUCGAGAGGCUCCGUCCCACCCGCUGCUGCCGCUGCCUAUGACCGCCCCUAGUUACCAUGGAAACCAAAUCAGCCUGCAGGACCGUCGCCUCAGCCUCCAGAUUUGAGCACAGCGAACUCACACCACCAGGCCACUUUUUGGCCGUUUUUGGUUUGUUCUUUUUUUAAGAUCGUCUUCGACUUGCCGAACAGUCGAGGCUUGCAGAAAAGUGAGAGGAAAAAAAAAACACACAUUUGAAUCAGCCAUCGUGGACCAAUACUGUACAUUCCUUUGCUUGGCAGCUCUCAGCGGGGACUGUUUGGGGCUUCAAAAUGGAGCGGCGGCGGCGGCCUUUCCUUUUUUUUUCCUAUUUCUCCUCCCUUAAAAUGGGAACGCCGCGAGAUGAGCCGGCUGCAUAGUCACUAUUCAUCCAUCAUCCGGCAUGGCGGAAUGCCGUGAGAAGAUUACGACUCUGUGAUACACAAUCAACGUGUUAAAAAAAAAAAAAAAAAAA
Messenger RNA from Hippocampus comes (tiger tail seahorse), 1795 nucleotides. RefSeq names its product paired box protein Pax-2a-like. The transcript has 10 exons. The record is from RefSeq and is a predicted model, not a curated record. Gene Ontology annotation, molecular function: RNA polymerase II cis-regulatory region sequence-specific DNA binding; DNA-binding transcription factor activity, RNA polymerase II-specific. Gene Ontology annotation, biological process: anatomical structure development; regulation of transcription by RNA polymerase II. The coding region runs from base 209 to 1408 and encodes 399 amino acids. Lineage: Eukaryota; Metazoa; Chordata; Actinopteri; Syngnathiformes; Syngnathidae.